Messenger RNA from Corylus avellana, 709 nucleotides. The record is from RefSeq and is a predicted model, not a curated record. Lineage: Eukaryota; Viridiplantae; Streptophyta; Magnoliopsida; Fagales; Betulaceae.
AGGUUUAUAGUGGUUUAUAAGAAGAUAGAGUGGAGAUAGAGGUAGAAUGGUAGAAGCAGGUUAAGGUAACAGGAUGUUUGCCUUUCUACUACUGAGAGAAUAGAUAAAACCUUUCUAUUUGUAUGAAGUUUCUAAUUCAUUGUCCUUAUCUGUACUUUUCAGUUGAAUGAGACUUACUAAUUUCAUCUUCACUAUCUGCAGAUAUUGGCUAUCUGUUGGUGCACAAGCCUCGGAACCUGUGCAGCGCAUUCUUUUCAGAGCAGGGUUACUGCCGCCACCACCCAUGAUGGCAAUGGGACGUAAAGGUGGACCACGUGACACACGUCCUGUUGAUCCGAUGACUGGCCGUGUCUUGACUCCAGAGAAGCAAGCUAGUGCUGACCAGCCUAAAGCCUCUGAAGGGGGAGGGGGGUUCCCGGGGUAUCAAGAGUCCAUAUAUCUACUUGGAUAUCCUCCAGAGAAGCAGUUUGGUCUUGCUUAAUUCUGAAGAAUAACUCUCAAUCUUUCUUGGGAGGACAGCACUUUAUGUGGUGAAAUUGGCACUUAAUUCCACCACACCAUACAGGGAUGUCAAGUGUUAUGUAAUAGCUGUACUGUCAAAUGUUCUUGAAGAAAAUUCCGGAAUUGAAUGUUUUGGGGAGGCUGCUGUAUUAAAUUUUGGAUCUUUCUCAGAUUAUGCUUUAUCUAGAUAUAGUUGAGAUUUGUGUCU